AUGGCGAGCAACAGGAAUUAUGACUUUUUGAUCAAGCUGCUGCUCAUCGGCGAUUCCGGCGUGGGCAAGUCCUGCUGCCUGCUGCGCUUCAGCGAGGACUCGUUCACGCCGUCCUUCAUCACCACCAUCGGCAUCGACUUCAAGAUCCGGACGAUCGAGCUCGAUGGCAAGCGGGUCAAGCUGCAGAUCUGGGACACGGCCGGCCAGGAGCGCUUCCGCACCAUCACCACCGCCUACUACCGCGGCGCCAUGGGCAUCCUGCUGGUCUACGAUGUCACCGACGAGAGGUCCUUCAACAACAUCCGGACCUGGUUCGCAAACGUGGAGCAGCACGCCACCGAGGGCGUCAACAAGAUCCUGAUCGGCAACAAGUGCGACUGGGAGGAGAAGCGCGCCGUGUCCACCGAGCAGGGCCAGGCCCUCGCCGACGAGCUCGGCAUCCCCUUCCUCGAGGUCUCGGCCAAGAGCAACAUCAACAUCGACAAGGCCUUCUACAGCCUCGCCUCCGACAUCAAGAAGCGCAUCAUCGACACGUCCAAGAACGACGUCGCGACGGGCGGCGCCGGCGUCAACGUGGCCGGCAGCUCUGAGAACUCCGGGAGCAAGUGCUGCUAG
Messenger RNA from Diaporthe citri, 615 nucleotides. RefSeq lists its product as uncharacterized. The transcript is spliced from 3 exons. NCBI's taxonomy places the organism in Eukaryota, Fungi, Ascomycota, Sordariomycetes, Diaporthales, Diaporthaceae. Gene Ontology annotation, biological process: regulation of exocytosis; protein secretion; protein localization to plasma membrane. Bases 1 to 615 code for a protein of 204 amino acids. The record is from RefSeq and is a predicted model, not a curated record. Gene Ontology annotation, cellular component: endosome; plasma membrane. Gene Ontology annotation, molecular function: GTP binding; GTPase activity.